AUGGCUGCUACCCAGGGAGCUAUCUCCAAGCGUCGCAAGUUCGUCGCCGACGGUGUUUUCUACGCCGAAUUGAACGAGUUCUUCCAGCGCGAGCUUGCUGAGGAGGGUUACUCUGGUGUCGAGGUCCGCGUCACUCCCACUGUGACCGAUAUCAUCAUCCGUGCCACCCACACCCAAGAGGUUCUUGGUGAGCAAGGUCGCCGCAUCCGUGAGCUCACCUCCCUCAUUCAGAAGCGCUUCAAGUUCCCCGAGAACUCGGUCUCCCUCUACGCCGCCAAGGUCCAGAACCGUGGUCUCUCCGCCGUCGCUCAGUGCGAGUCUCUCCGCUACAAGCUCCUGAACGGUCUUGCUGUCCGACGAGCCUGCUAUGGUGUCCUCCGUUUCAUCAUGGAGAGCGGUGCCAAGGGUUGCGAGGUUGUCGUUUCUGGCAAGCUCCGUGCUGCCCGUGCCAAGUCCAUGAAGUUCACUGACGGUUUCAUGAUCCACUCCGGUCAACCCGCCAAAGAAUUCAUUGACAGCGCCACUCGUCACGUCCUCCUCCGUCAAGGUGUCCUCGGUAUCAAGGUUAAGAUCAUGCGCGGCUCCGACCCCGAGGGCAAGUCUGGUCCUCAGAAGAACCUCCCCGACGCCGUCACCAUCAUCGAGCCCAAGGAAGAGCAACCCGUUCUCCAGCCCGUCAGCCAGGACUACGGUGCCAAGGCUCUUGCUGCCCAGCAACUCGCCGAGCAGCAACGAUUGGCAGAGCAGCAGGAGGCUGAAGGACAGGAGGGUGCUCCAGCGGAAUACGCCCAGGAGUAA
Talaromyces atroroseus is the source of this 798-nucleotide messenger RNA. RefSeq names its product 40S ribosomal protein S3. NCBI's taxonomy places the organism in Eukaryota, Fungi, Ascomycota, Eurotiomycetes, Eurotiales, Trichocomaceae. The transcript is spliced from 3 exons. The record is from RefSeq and is a predicted model, not a curated record. Gene Ontology annotation, cellular component: cytosolic small ribosomal subunit; nucleus. Bases 1 to 798 code for a protein of 265 amino acids. Gene Ontology annotation, biological process: translation. Gene Ontology annotation, molecular function: RNA binding; structural constituent of ribosome.